CGUGCAAGUGGAUCAACCUACUUUGUGUGGACAUUGCUUUCGUUCUCGUGUUCACAAAAAGAAGAGAGAGUCCCUCCAUGGUGAAAAGUCUGGCAUUGACAGGGGAAUUGCAGACAACUGCAUGGAAUAAAUAAGGGAAUCUCAGACAACUGCAUGCUCACUCAAUCAGCAGUCAUCGAUCUAUUUUUUCCCAACUCCAAUUUUCUGUGGACGUAACAUCGAUUUUACGCUGAACUUUGCCCUCGGCGAUGACGACUGUUCAGAGGAGGAUGUAAAGUCAGUGUGACUGUGGACACUACACGAGGACAGUCUGUGCUCGUCAUGCCGCCCCCUUAAGACAUGCUGCUUCAUGUAUUUUCUGUCAGAAAUCCGUCUUAAAACAAAAAGUGCAUCUAACCUUUCACUGGAAAUCAGCGGAAACAAUUAAAAUGGCUUCCGCGUGUCGCUAUUUCCACCAAUCAGCAUUCUUGUUUCUGUAAUUCCUACCACCGAGUGUUCCAGAGAGGAAGAACACCAGACCCACACCCAGCCUGCGAUCGUCCACCCGACCCUCGUGAGGUGGCGAACAGUGCGCGUGCACAGUCCGUGUGAUUGGUCCUGACCGCCCAUGUCCCACCCAGCCACCGCCUCCUCGCCUGACGUUGGCUGUCGGCGAUGUUGUCGUCGUGCUGUGGCGUGCACCACAACGUCGUCUGGCCAGUGCGUGCACCUCAGCAUGGAGGCACUGAAGGAGAACCCCGGACGCUGAGAUCUUGGUCCCCCCUCCGGUUCCACCCCUUCCCCGAAACCUUUCCCGAGUGAGUGUUUCCUCCGGGUGGAGAACCCGCAAACCACCGGGUGGCUGGACAAGGCUGGGAGUCGCCAAGGGUGAAGGCCCAGCGGGUGGGGUGUGAUCCUUAUCGGCUACUCCAGGGGCCUCGUCUGGCACGCCAACCCGCCACUAACGGCGCUAAAACAAUUAAGGACAGCAGGCCACGAGGCUCGGGGUGCACAGGUCCCUCCCCUGGGGGACGACCAAUGCAGACUCGCUACCCACGUGCAGGUCAUAGGCUGGCUUGUUGACGUACAAGAUUUGAAAAGCCAUCGGGAUGUGAACCUGAGAAUGCGCCAUAAAUCAGACUGUCGCUGGUGGAGCUUACGCACGCGGGCGGUUAGUUAAAGCGACACAAGAUUAAAGAACAUCAGGUGAGGAGCCACCUCAUUGUGUGUAUCAGUGCCGAGCUCCGGGUGGACCCCAGCCACCAACAGUCUACGUGUCAGGGUUGGACCUGGGUGGCUUUGCCGGGUGUCCCUGGGAGUGCCUGUUCGCCAUCAGCGGGUAGCACGCUUGUAAACUAAAAACAACAUCUACUUUGAAGCGGGUGGGAGGGAGCCGGAGGGCACGCGUGUGAUUGACAGGAAGCGUUGGGGGCGAGGAACCUGCUGUUUGUCCUCCUGCUUCACGACACAAGCUUGUGGGCGACUGGCGACACCCGGUCACUGAGCAGACACAGGUGAGUGGCUGGAACAAGCAGCAUCCACAGGCUGCAGGCCACGUGUCGGUGAGUGCAGUCCAGUCCACGGAUCCUCCGCAAAGCUCGGGAGGACAGCCUGGGGUUUGUCUCCUCCUCACACGGGGCUGGCGCUGGGGCUGUGUUGUUGUGUUUGUGUCGACUCGGUCGUUAGUACGGAUUAUCGUUGUCACCCGUCAACCUACCGACACACAAAUUCUCUUCCAUCCACGAGCAGAGGAGCGCAACUUUCAUGUCGUCUUCUCGGCGAUGACAGCCAGCACGUGCGACCUUUGUUCAUCGAAGUCGUGUCCUGGAAGACAAGACUGCAUUUCAAAAUGUUUACAGAGAGCUAGACAACGAGGAGGCACGUGGCAACUGUGAAUUGACUGUCAUAACAACUGUAAACAUGGCCGCCAUGUAAGAAUGUUCUUGCUGUCUCCACCGUGUCUCCAAAAGGAAAUCGUGAAAAGGUUGCUGGAGGAUGCUCACCUCUGUAGGGUGCGCUGCCACCUUCAGGCGGCUGUACCAAGCUCGCAGGCCGUGAGGAGAUGCUGGACACACCGGGCAUCUGCUUGGUAUCAUCACAAAUUGCUGCUCACCUGUGUUUUUCUUGGAGACGUCUGCGUCACUGCAGGGGACAGCACUCUGUCUGAUGCCUCCACACAAGGACUUCCGGAAGCUGACGGCAACACCAGCCCCUCCUCUCUAGACGGCACCAUGGCGAUUCACUGACAUUUACAUGGACAAAACAACUCGCCAACAAUAUUUGUGGCUGGACUUUUAUUGAUGAGGCUGAACCUUGCAUCCGACUGCCGUUACACUGGAGAUUCCCUGUGUUUUUAUGACCAGCGGGAGACCACUCCACGAUGCGUCCACAACAAGAGUUGUGCCGCUUGAAACCCUUGUUUUACCCCAAAGAUGACGAGACGUGAUGUCACGUGAUUUCUGACGUCAUCCCACGUGACCUGCGCUCUGCACACUUGACAACUACAUUUCCAGAAGCCCCCUCGCUAACACCCAUGACGUCACAGUGCGGGACACCCGUUAGACGGCGUCGUUGACUGGAAUCACACCUGGCCACGAAUGGUUGGUGAAGAGAAGUUGGAACUGCCCCCCAGGUAUUCCAUUUGCUCAGCCAAACACUUCGAGACGAGUUCGGAAAGUGAACCCCCCUCCUUCGCCGCCCUGUCGGCCAGUCCAGCGGUCCUGCACAGCGACAACGCCCCCCACCCAACGCCCCACCACCUAACGCCCCCACCACCACCAACCUUCCACAAAACGCGUUGACAAGUAAAAGGCAGCUUUAUCGUUGGAGGAGGAGGGGGGAGGAGAGAGGGUGCUAGUCUCUUCCACGUCACCUCCCCAAACACCAGCAGAGGGCGGAAGGUGCGGACGGUGCCCAACUCUCCAAGUUAUCAACAGGCACUGGUUGUCGCCGUCCACUGCUGCAGUACAACCAGUGGCGACGUGAGCAGACGACAGAAUCGUGUGAGUAGUCUAGAAAUGGCCGCCUGUCGGUGAAGGAGGGUGGAGAGAGAGCUGACACGAAUGGACGCCAUCUUAUCGGCACGGUCCUCCUUGCUACACCUGCGCUGGACGCCGUUCUGGACUUACUGGCUGAAAGGUGAGCAGGCAUUUUCAUCUCGAGUUGUAUCGAGGGUUCUCAGGUAACCACAUUUAUUUUCCACUAUUUAUCUCAAGAAGCCUGACUUGUCUUCAUCGCCAAAGCCGUCGUUGAUGUCGACUUUGCUUUUCUACCAACAAAAACAAAAGCUUUUCUCGUUGUGGUUGCUGCCAACAAAAGCAGCUGAGGUCGGUCUCCACCUAACGAGCCAACAGUGACGGUCAUUGGCAAGCUCGCUACUUCAGUCGGAAGACAACUGUUGACGUUAUACCUCCGCCAACAGAAAGUUGUCUGUCCUUGGGAUCAGUGUACUUUCUUCGCUGCCUCCGAACGAAUACGAGAUGCCAGUCAGUCACAAAUUGUGUGGUUUUAUUUCCACUUCUUCAAACUGAGCUUCGUGCAACUUCGCGCCUGGGACUAGCGAGGUCGGCGAACUUGAAAAACAAACCACAAUCCGAGUGAGAGUGUCUCUGCCAAAACAGUCGAGCUUCUAACGUGUCUGUGAUAAACAUUAUUGCACAUUCUGACAUUCACCUGACAGAAAGUUUGGAAACCAAGGACCCGAUGAAUAAAGGUGUAAUCGUACGUUUAUUUGUGAGCGCUGCUGUCGUCCCUGCUGCAACACAAGAUCGUGCGAAGAGUGUUGCUGAUGGUGUGACGCACACAAGUUGUUGUUGCGAUAUUGUCACGAGGGUGAUCUCGGGAUUCAGCCACAACUAAGCUCCCAGCGUUGUACAGAAACUCAAGCUUCACCAGAACACGUCUACAACAUACCUACAUGUAGUAGUUGGGGGGGGGGGAUAAGUUCCACUUUGGUUUCCGUCACGUGGACAACAGGCAUCGGACCUAGCGGCACCAGAGCUCGACAGUAGUGCUCGCCGGCCACUCGCCAGGAGUAGACAAGUGUAGACGUGUAGACGUGCGGCCAAAUCACCAUGGUGACCCCAGGAGCGCGUUCUCGCCACUUGGUGGCCGUGACCCUGCUGGUCCUUCUACUGUCCACUGUGACGCACGAGUGUGGCCCCGGGCGGGGGUCGGGCAGACGACGACGACCCCGCAAACUGACCCCGCUAGUGUUCAAACAGCACGUGCCUAAUGUGUCGGAAAACACUCUCGGUGCCAGUGGCAUUGCAGAGGGCGCCAUCACCAGGACGGACCCCAAGUUUAAGGACCUGGUGCGCAACGACAACCCAGACAUCAAGUUCAAGGACGAGGAAGGUACUGGGGCUGACCGCAUCAUGACACAGCGGUGCAAGGACAAGCUGAACACGCUGGCCAUCUCGGUGAUGAACCAGUGGCCGGGGGUGAAGCUGCGCGUGACGGAGGCGUGGGACGAGGACCACCUGCACGCGGAGAACUCGCUGCACUACGAGGGCCGCGCGGUGGACAUCACGACGUCAGACCGCGACAAGGCCAAGUACGGCAUGCUGGCGCGCCUCGCUGUGGAGGCCGGCUUUGAUUGGGUGUACUACGAGUCACGUGGCCACAUCCACUGCUCCGUCAAGUCGGACUCGUCAGUCGCCAUCAAGAUCGGAGGCUGUUUUCCCGGCAGCAGUGACGUCACUACCGCCGGGGGCGUGACCAAGUCCAUGAGUGACCUGACGGUGGGGGAGCGCGUGCUGGGGGUGGAUGGAGAGGGGCGCCUGGAGUACACGGAGGUCAUCGCCUUCCUGGACCGGGAUGAGAUGGAGGCCGGCCACUUCUACACGCUGACCACUGACUACGGGCCGGCCAUCACGCUCACGUCCAGACAUCUGCUCUACGUCGCGGAAGGCAACGCCACGUACGGACCACGUCACGACGCAGUGGCAGGAAGUGACGUCAGAUUCAGUGACGUGGUGGAGUUCUCGCGCUACAAAACGCUCUUUGCCGAGGACGUGAGGGUGGGUCACGUGGUGCUUGUUGCAAGAGACCACGGGAGGGUGGCGCCGCACAGCGGGGCGGUGGCAGGAGGGGGACUGCAUGCUGCGCGUGUGCUGCACGUGCGAACUGGCGUGCGGCGAGGCGUGUACGCCCCUCUGACGUCGUCGGGCCGCAUCGUGGUGGACGGUGUGGUGGCGUCGUGUUACGCCGUCGUCAGCAACCAGGAGCUGGCCCACGCCGCUUUCGCCCCCAUGCGCGGCUGGCACGCGCUGGCCACCCGCCUACCCUGGUUGACCACCCUGGUGUCGACGGCGGGUGGCACGCUGCCCCAGCAAGGCAUCCACCCGUACGCGCAGCUUCUGUACCGCGUGGCUUCCGUGUGUCUCAGCGUGCUGCACGUGCCCUGACCUCGGCCAUAGACCUCCCCGCCACCCCACCUACCCCACCCCCCUGACGCUUUUGGUGUCGAGACUUUGUAGCUGAUACUCUCGCCCGUCCUUCACCUUGUGUUAGUACGUCAUACCGGUUGGCAGUCGUUAGAAGCACGGACUGCAUACUACACACCUGUGACUGCACCUGUACUCCAGGCCACGAGUGCGAGAGAGAGCGCGUGCGUGUGUUCCUGUGUGCGUGCGUGUGUCCGUGCGUCCAGUGUGGGAGGAUGGCAGACAUCUCCACCAUGCGCCACGAGAGACGAGUACAUCUGUCGUGGCUGUCGUCUGUUGCUGAUGUCGUGGAUGAGUUUGUUGACGACAACAGCUAAGUGUUCAGUGUUGGGGAGCUUGAAGCUUUAAAUGUCUCCGUCGUCUACACUCUGUCCUUGCGUUUGAACACUCGUCAGUCUCUGAGAUUCAUCAACCAAAGUUUUAUUAUUUACUGUACUGCCUACGACCUCAGCAACUUUUACAGCUUGUUGUAGCAGUCAAGGGUAAACACAGUUGUACAACUAUUUUAAAUAUUUAUUGCUUCCUUCACCCACAAAGGACAUUCCUCGUCUCUGGAAUGUCAUUCAUUAACCUCUGACCUUUCAAUCAAAAGGACCUACACUACCAAGUCACGGACAAGGACUGACCAUCCAAUCAGAAGCAGAGACGAGCAGGAGCACGUGCAGCUUGCUGCUAACGAGGUUUCUCUCUGCUCUCGUGCUGAUGAGGAUGGAACUACCACACCUGAACAAAUAAAACUGAAAUAACAGAUGUUGACUUUCCUGUUAAACAACAAAGUUGUCGUGCAAGUGACAUUGGAGACAAAGUAGAGAAGCUACAUGCUCUCAACACAUUCUAAGUUGGUCUUGCUGCCUGUGGUCCCCACUGACUCGACUCUCCUCCUGUGUAGGCAGGCUAGGAGGGAGGCCAGGAUGGCGGCAACACACUUUCCUCUCAAAGAAAGAUUUCAUUUUCGAUCGAUGCUAACUUUUAUCGUCAACGAAGACUUCCUAAAAACACACACAGGCGAUGUGUAGUAAGUGGUUAUCUGUUACAAACUGACCUCUGGUCACGUGACCCACGAGUUCAAGCCAACUGUCAGACCAGCAAGGCCAGCGCCAUCUUUGCUGUUGUCUCGCGAGUGUAUCACAAUUUUGCGAGUGCAUCAUAGUCACACAUUCUGUGACAUCCCAGCUUUGCAAAUAAUCUCAAAACCAGAUUUUGUGAGACACUGGGAGACAGGAGCUGCUCCUGCCACUCGUUCAAAAAGGUCCCAACUACUACAUCAGAGUCUGAGCUGCUAUGAAGGCAACGAUUGACAGUGUUGGUUUGUGACAAACACUUAUAACUGACUUUCCGCACAUAUUUAUUUUGUUUAUAUUUAUGUGUCAGGACUGGUGGUCAGGUGAUCCACAGAGAGUCGGAAGUCUGAUGAAGUCGGGCAUCCAAUGGUCCGUUAACCAGGUUCCACUGAGUGUGGACGACACCCGGGCGAGGAGACUCAUCUUGUUUAUUGUUAGCACACAUCAACUUGCUGCUGAAACCCGCAGGCUCGUCCCACCACGUGACCACAGCAACAGUUGUGACUGCAUGUGACAAGUGUCAGUGACAGACACACUGACCAUGGCCACCACUACCUGACUGUGGUGACACCUGAGGUUUGUAGCUACUUGCCGACUACAGGUGUUUGCUAAAACAAUCUGGACACGGAAUCCCGCAGGUGUAGGACACCUGUACGCAUUACCUCUCAUUACCUGUACCAAAGAUUAGCUGCUGCACAGUGCGAACUACACUGUCGUGUACUCAGUAGAGGACACCCGCCUCUCCACGUGUACCUGUAGAAUAUUGUGUCCACGUCAACAGCUUUUGUACAUUCGAAAUCUUGUUUUACUUGUACUUGUAUAAUUUUGUGAAAGAGUGUAGAAAUAUUUAUAUGUAGGAAUAUAUUAUAGGCCAGGCCUAUAGUCUAUACACAUGUCUCCACGUUAUUUGCGGUUAUUGUAUCGGGUGGGGGAGGGUAGGGAGGGGAGGAAGGGGUUUAGCUAAUCCCACAGACGGCAAGUGUUGACACCAGGAAGGUCAUCAAGUCCCAGAGUUUUGCUGAAGUCAACACAUGGACUGAGGUGUGAAAUAAUAGCUGCAGCAACACCAACAUCUCUCGCCAUCACCUCAGGUAGGGUUCAAUGGCGGAACCUUUUCUCUUUGAAGACGUGAGGCGACGCGUAGUGAUACUGCUGACUGUCAUGAGUGCUUGGCAUUAUGUCAUGUCAUGCCACGUGACACAUUCAUAUCGCACUUUGCGCAGCAAACUUCCGUUCUGGAGCCAUGGCCACUGGGACUGUGAGCUGGAAACAAAAUAUUUCUGAGAACAUGGCGCUGACUACCUGUCGAGGGAUGUAGCGUUUAUCUGUCUACUCAACGCCAGACCGUGGAACCUCAGUGUGCGGUUACAUGCUGUAGCAGUAUGUACAUUAUACUCUCUGUCUAUGUCUACAGGUAUGUCAAUGUUCUACUUGUGUGUAAAGGUAUGCCGGCAUGUAACGGUGUACCCUGUGUCGCUAGCAUAACACGAGUGCACCAUGCCUACUAAACUAAUGUCGGCCAUUGCUUGCUGUAGACUUGUUCAUGGAUUUACUAGCCGCCCAUCAGUUUGUGUGAGAGAGACCUAGUACACCUCUCACACCUUUCUUUCCCGUAUUUCUCCACUGUUGGCAUUGACCGCAACAUCGUGGCUCAGGUGGGGAGCGAGGAGGUAGAUGUCGGUGUCAGCUGAUCACCUGGUCCUCAACAUUCUGCCCUCUUCUUUCUCUCCGCACUGUCCAUGUUCAUUCUGAACUGCAGUGAGCGCUUGUUCAUCCAAUGUCUGUGUAUAGGAUUAUUCUGUUACAAGCUGAGUUUAACUGAUUUUUUCAAGCAGGAUUUUGUGCUACACGCGUUGUCUUUUGAACACCCGGCUGACCCCAAGAAGCGACGACAGCGACGACACUCGCCAACAGUCGGGUACGUGCCACGUGACCAGGCCACGCAGUUGUCGUUGUCCAUGGAGUUGUUAUCGCUUGCUUUAUCACCCUCCACCUGUAACCCCUGCAGCGGCUGUCGCUGGUCAACCAACACGUCUACCUGUGGUAGUCACACAGGUGCAACAAAUAGCCAUAGUCCAUAGCAACAAAUAUUCCAGCUACAAAUGCUGCCGACAGAGAUACACUGGAUACAAAACUCCCCACCAAUGACAGAAAUACACAAAAUUACCAGGUGAGAAGAUUACCUGCAGAAAUACCCGGGGUCCACUUGCGUCGUCAAACACCCGUCACAGAAAACACAAAAUUGUAGAAGUUGUAGGAAAAUUAUAAGUUGCAAUCACAUGUGAUUGAAGAGGCUACACCUGACUACACCUCCACUUUAUGAGUGCCAGAUAUUUGUUAAAUACUUUCAAAUAAAGGCUUUUUAAAUUUCGAUAGCUGCCGAAUUAAACUCUCGACAAAGGAUGUAGAAUAGUGAAAGGUAAUGUCACAACGAAAGUUCCAAAACCAGAAUGAAAUAGAAGAUAAAGCUUAGCUUGUAGAAAGAUUACAAUGAGCGAAGACAACAACGAGUUUUGUAAUUUCUAGAAACCAUUCCAGCUAUACGAGAAACCAGCUGAAUAGGUUAUAUCUAAUUGGCUGACAACGGCAACGGUAGAUGACAUCCAGAAAAGUCAACUGAAACAUGACUAACAGUAAUUGUUUUCCUGACAAACAACAACAAAGUUAUUGUCUACCUGGUCUGUGUCCUCCCACCGCUGGACCAGCACUCAAUAUGUUUUGUUAUGCUGCUAAACACUGAAGUCCAACUGGUAUCACUGUCAGUAGUGCCGGGUACUGUGGCACCCGACUCGUGGUGUGACACCAUCUGCAGACAGUCGCAGGCUUGCUGUAGUCAUUCCAGUCCUGUGGGGCUGUGGGGCUGUGGGGCUGUGCUAAUCCUGCUAGACAUCAGACUCUCAUCUUCCACUUAUUUUUGUCCUUUUGUGUUGUGUCAAAGUUGGCAUCACAAGUGUAGUCCAUGGCACUGGUGACUGGUGUUAUCACACCUACAGUGUAGUCCAUGGCACUGCUGACUGGUGUUAUCACACCUACAGUGUAGUCCAUGGCACUGCUGACUGGUGUUAUCAGACCUACAGUACAGUCCAUGGCACUGGUGACUGGUGUUAUCACACCUACAGUGUAGUCCAUGGCACUGCUGACUGGUGUUAUCACACCUACAGUGUAGUCCAUGGCACUGGUGACUGGUGUUAUCACACCUACAGUGUAGUCCAUGGCACUGCUGACUGGUGUUAUCACACCUACAGUGUAGUCCAUGGCACUGCUGACUGGUGUUAUCACACCUACAGUGUAGUCCAUGGCACUGGUGACUGGUGUUAUCACACCUACAGUGUAGUCCAUGGCACUGCUGACUGGUGUUAUCACACCUACAGUGUAGUCCAUGGCACUGCUGACUGGUGUUAUCACACCUACAGUGUAGUCCAUGGCACUGCUGACUGGUGUUAUCACACCUACAGUGUAGUCCAUGGCACUGCCAGACCUCACGAGGCUGCCUCACGUGCACUGGCUGCUCCACCUAGCGGCGAUCGAAUGCACACAUCUUCUACUUAUUUCUGUUCAACCUGAAGAGUGUACUGGGGCAAUGUGAGGUUGAUGGACUAAUGUUCGACACAGUGUACACUAAAUCCUACACUUCCAUCACUAUCUACCCCUACAAACCUGAGCCACCCUUUUACCUUUGACCUGCUUGCACCCUUACCUGUGGAACCUGGGCGCGCGGCAUACAACAGGUGCAACCACAUCUACGACGAUUCUUUUAUUUUGUACGUUCGGUUCUUCGUAUGUUUUUUUGGUUUGCCUUUUCGUUUUUUUCUCUUUUUGUUCUUUUAUUUUUUCAACUUGGAUGGACUGUGUAAUGUAGGUAUUGUUGAAGACAUGGCCAUAAUGUUUGCUGUAACAUUUCAAUGGAUUGAUUUAUUUAUUUAUUCUUUUUUUAAUUCUUGUCUGCAGCUUUGUGCUGUUAUCCUCUUUUUCACUGAGAUCUUUUCCUUCCAUCUCCCCGAUCCCCAUCCCUCCAGUCCAUGUAGCCCUUCUUUCAUCUUCUCUUGUCCAGCACCCACGUGUUGAAAGUGAGCCGCGUGUCGGAUGAAUGUUCUCGAAACCAAAGAAAUACCUUCAAGGUGCUCACGUGACCUAUGUUGGACUGAGGGAGAGCUGCGCCCGCUGUGUGUAAGAUCUGCAGUCAGCAGCACAUCCCAGUCCUUUCCCUCCCUCCCAAACCACGUCGACAGAAUCAUCAAAGAUGACUUUCAGUUUAGUCUGUAGUCCGCCAUGCUUGCAGCUUGCGUACAGAAGUCAGUGAGUCACCGAGCCACCGCCACACCAGACCCUGUGCGGGACUCAGAUACCUCCAUCCCAAGUAUUUGUGAGUAACAGGGUCUGCUGCUUGUGUACAGAAUACAGAUGUCAGUGUACAGUAGUGGCUGUCAGGUGUAGAGGAGCCACGUGAUGCGGCAUCCUUACAGACGAGGUCAGAAACUACCCGAGAGCAGGGUGAGGGUGCAGGAUACUGGUUAUGGCACAAAUGUUCUGUUUCCUUCAUGUUCGCCUUUGAAUGCUAUACGACUGCAAUUUUUAAUAAAAACUUGAUCAUUUUGGCAGAAAAAA
Pomacea canaliculata is the source of this 11092-nucleotide messenger RNA. RefSeq names its product sonic hedgehog protein A-like. Gene Ontology annotation, molecular function: calcium ion binding; patched binding. Gene Ontology annotation, biological process: intein-mediated protein splicing; protein autoprocessing; multicellular organism development. The transcript has 6 exons. The record is from RefSeq and is a predicted model, not a curated record. Lineage: Eukaryota; Metazoa; Mollusca; Gastropoda; Architaenioglossa; Ampullariidae. Bases 4053 to 5387 code for a protein of 444 amino acids.